AUGGCAGCUCAAAAUCUCCUUCUUCAUGUCCAUAUUUCUACUGACAUUGUCAGGAAGAUGACCUUGCCUUCACGUCCAGAGAGUGUAGAUGAGCUGAAAACCAAGAUAAAAGCCAACUUAUCUUAUGAAGACCCAGAUUUUGAUAUGCAGUUAUGCUCUCUUGUAGACAUUGAUGAGCUUCCACAGAAGGCUGUAUUAAAUGUGAUUCUGUGUGAAAGUGAUGGCAGCUCUGUAGCAUCAGAUGAAACCAUCAUACUUCCCCAUGCAAUUACCCCACAGAAAUUUUUUCCAGUGCCCACUUUUUCAUAUGAGGUGGAGCUUAUACUUGGAGAAGGAAAUGUUGCAUUUGAGAGAACUGGGAAAACUCUGAAAUUG
Menidia menidia (Atlantic silverside) is the source of this 375-nucleotide messenger RNA. The record is from the annotation of a GenBank genome assembly. Lineage: Eukaryota; Metazoa; Chordata; Actinopteri; Atheriniformes; Atherinopsidae.